AUGUCAACAGAGAUGUGUCUCUUCAAGCAUGAGAAGCUGGGCGUACUGGUUCUUAUCUAUGUGGACGACAUCCUGGAGAUGAGAUUGAUAUCCAAGUUCCUUGGACUCCGAAUUCGACGGAACCUUGAUACGAAUCGGGUGUUCAUUGACCAAGAGGAAUACGUCAAGAAGAUUGUGUCCAAGUACGGCGAGGAGACCACCAAGUACACGGGAACACCCUGGAAGACAGACACUGUGAUUCCGCCUUCCUGGGAAUCAGUUUCAGACGUUCUGAAGAAGCGUUAUCUCAAACAGACUGGUUCCCUCAACUACGCCUCCACUAAUACACGCCCUGACAUCGUGAAGACCGUCAGCACGUUGUGUGAGGCCAAUUCCAACCCUUGA
Molecule: messenger RNA, 384 nt
Organism: Anthostomella pinea
Lineage: Eukaryota; Fungi; Ascomycota; Sordariomycetes; Xylariales; Xylariaceae
Source: the annotation of a GenBank genome assembly